Molecule: messenger RNA, 1222 nt
Organism: Diachasmimorpha longicaudata
Lineage: Eukaryota; Metazoa; Arthropoda; Insecta; Hymenoptera; Braconidae
Product: neuferricin
Exons: 4
Coding region: 140-1003 (287 amino acids)
Cellular component (GO): membrane; endomembrane system
Source: RefSeq, a predicted model, not a curated record
GGUUUCUCUUUGUAAAUGAGCACUCUAUUCUUCCUAAUGAAGACGUGAAUUGAACAGUGAUCCAAGUACAUCAACAGUUGCUGUUGAUCCGUCGUCGUCGGCUGAUCUCAAGGAUCCUGGUAUCACUGGAGAGUAAAAAAUGGCCGAUGGGACGAAAAGUUACAUGUGGUUUCCGGUGCUGAUUGCUCUGUUUUACACCAUUUACACAAAUGAUGUUUACAGAAGUAUAGCACAUAAAGCACUUACCGGGGAUGUACCUGGUGCCUAUCAAAUUUAUUCCAAAUAUUCUGAGAGUCAGGCUGUCGCUGGAGUUGACAAACAGGACACAAAAAGCGACAAAAACGGAGGGAAUUCGGUACUUUACAGUGAAGAUCAGUUGGCGAAAUUUUCAAAUUCCAAGGAUGGACUGUAUUUGGCAAUUUUGGGACGGGUUUACGAUGUCAGUGGUGGAGAGAAACAUUAUUCACCUGGAGGAAGCUAUCAUGGAUUCGUCGGAAAAGACGCAACUUUGGCUUUUGUCACUGGCGAAUUCAACAAUAAAAAUCCCACCAACGAUGUUUCCAGUCUAACUAACUCGCAAGCAAAGUCCAUCAUGGGUUGGAUCAAAUUCUACGAUGAAAAAUAUGUGUACAAAGGUAAAUUGGUGGGUAAAUUUUACGACAAAAAUGGUGAUCCAACAAUAGCGUAUCACGAGUUUAUGGACAAAGUGAAAAUAGCCGAUGAAGCAGACACCGUUCAGGAGGAAAUGAAGAAGAAAUUUCCACCUUGUAACGUAGAGUGGAAGCCCGAGGUUGGAACUAGAGUUUGGUGCUCGCCUCAAAGUGGUGGAAUCUCGAGAGAUUGGACAGGAGUUCCCAAACAAUACUUCGAAGAGCCCUCAAGCCCUAAAAACCGAUGUGCGUGUGUGAAUCUCGAGAGCUCUGAUUUUCACGAGCACCAGGGGAAAUUCAGAGAAUAUGAGGGCUGCGAGAAAUUAUCAAGUACCUGUUAUAUAAAAACGUGAUAAAAAUCCGCUCAAAACUAAAUGAAAUGAGGGAAAGACGCAAAAGGAGGUGAAUCUCCAAUAAAUGUUCGCAGGAAGACAAAUAAGUAGGAAAAUUUUAACAAAAAUAUGUUUGAGUGUUGAAGCCUUUCAUUAUACUUAAUUAUAGCAUUUAUAUUAUGACUCCGUUUUGUAAUAAGGUAGAAGCUAUUAUAUCAAGAGAAAAAAAUAGAAAACUCA